This is a messenger RNA of Acanthisitta chloris (rifleman), 841 nucleotides long. It is a transcript of the gene SNTB2, whose product is annotated as syntrophin, beta 2 (dystrophin-associated protein A1, 59kDa, basic component 2). The record is from RefSeq and is a predicted model, not a curated record. Lineage: Eukaryota; Metazoa; Chordata; Aves; Passeriformes; Acanthisittidae. Gene Ontology annotation, molecular function: structural molecule activity. The transcript has 6 exons. The annotation marks the transcript as partial. Gene Ontology annotation, cellular component: intracellular anatomical structure; dystrophin-associated glycoprotein complex; synapse.
GCUGAUUGAGCUGCACUCCCCAGACAGCAGGAACACACUGGUGCUGCGGUGCCGCGACACGGCCACAGCCCACGCCUGGUUCAGCGCUCUGCAUGCCAACAUCUCCGCUCUGCUGCCCCAGGUCCUGGCCGAGCUCAACGCCACGCUGGGCUCCGGCAGCCCCGUGCCUGGAGGCAGAGAGGUGAAGCACAUUGCCUGGCUGGCUGAGCAGGCACGGCUGGACGGCGGGCGACAGCAGUGGCGGCCAGUGCUCAUGGCAGUGACGGAGAAGGACCUGCUGCUGUACGAUGGGAUGCCCUGGACCAGGGACGCCUGGGCCUCCCCCUGCCACAGCUACCCACUGGUGGCCACCAGGCUGGUGCACUCGGGCUCAGGGCGCCGUUCCCCUGCUCUGGGCUCGGACCUGACUUUCGCCACGCGGACAGGCUCGCGCCAAGGUGUGGAGAUGCACGUGUUCCGCGUGGAGACCCACCGGGACCUCUCUGCCUGGACACGUGUCCUGGUGCAGGGCUGCCACGCCGCCGCUGAGCUCAUCAAGGAGGUGACUGUGGGCUGCACGCGGGGGGGCCGGGAGGUGCGGCUCCCCAUCCACUACGAGUGUGGAUUCACCAUCUCCCGGGAGGAGCCUGGCACCAGCGUCCUCUUCCGCUACCCCUAUGAGAGGCUGAAGAUGUCAGCAGACGAUGGCAUCAGGAUCCUCUACCUGGAUUUCGGGGGCCCUGAGGGGGAGCUGCCAUUGCUUAUCUCACCACCUGUGCCUUGGAGCCUGGUCCCUCCCAUCGUCUUCGUCCUACACACCUUCCUCUCGGCCAAAGUCACCCGCAUGGGGCUGCUGGCAUAG